UUGCUGCCAUCCUGCCAACCUUAAGCGCAACUGUACGGAGUACCUUGUUUGUGUCUUUUUAAAUACUGUCUGUGUUUUAAUUUUAAUUGUAUUUGGGGAGGGACUAUGGCUGGAGCAAUAGUUAGGUGGCAGCAGGUAUUUCGGGGUAGUGUAGGUUGUACUGCAUCAGUUGUUAACAAUGUGCCAGUCAGGCACAACACCACCACAGCCACUCCACCAACAAAGAGCAAAUACGGACCCCUUUCUGAUGAAGAUCGCAUCUUCACAAACUUGUAUGGUCGACAUGACUGGAGGCUGAAGGGUGCAUUGAAACGUGGUGAUUGGUACAAGACAAAGGAGAUCUUAGUAAAUGGACCUGACUGGAUCUUGAAUGAGAUAAAAACCUCUGGCUUGAGGGGCAGAGGAGGAGCUGGUUUUCCUUCAGGGAUGAAAUGGGGUUUCAUGAACAAGCCAUCUGAUGGCAGACCAAAGUAUUUGGUUGUUAAUGCUGAUGAAGGAGAACCUGGAACUUGUAAAGACAGGGAAAUAAUGCGUCAUGAUCCACACAAAUUAGUGGAAGGUUGCCUUGUUGCAGGCAGAGCCAUGGGUGCAAGGGCAGCAUAUAUUUAUAUUCGUGGAGAAUUUUAUAAUGAGGCUUCAAAUAUGCAAGUGGCAAUAUCUGAGGCAUACCAGGCAGGCCUCCUUGGAAAGAAUGCCUGUGGUUCAGGCUAUGACUUUGAUGUAUUCAUGCAUCGUGGAGCUGGUGCUUACAUUUGUGGUGAAGAAACUGCACUUAUUGAAUCACUGGAAGGAAAGCAGGGGAAGCCAAGGCUGAAACCACCAUUUCCAGCCGAUGUUGGAGUGUUUGGCUGCCCUACAACUGUUGCAAAUGUUGAGACUGUGGCUGUUGCUCCAACCAUUUGUAGAAGAGGAGGGUCAUGGUUUGCUAGUUUUGGCAGACCCAGAAAUUCUGGAACAAAGCUCUUCAACAUCUCGGGUCAUGUAUGUAAUCCGUGCACAGUUGAGGAGGAGAUGUCCAUUCCUUUGAAGGAGCUUAUUGAAAUACAUGCAGGUGGUGUCACAGGUGGAUGGGAUAAUUUAUUAGCUAUUAUACCCGGAGGCUCUUCUACACCUCUCAUUCCAAAACAUGUUUGUGAAGAGGCCAUUAUGGAUUUUGAUGGGCUAGUUGCCUGUCAGACCAGUUUAGGCACAGCAGCUAUAAUUGUAAUGAAUAAACAGACAGACAUUGUUAAAGCAAUUGCAAGAUUGAUAGAGUUUUACAAACAUGAAUCUUGUGGGCAGUGUACUCCAUGCAGAGAAGGUAUUAACUGGAUGAAUAAAAUAAUACAUAGGUUCAUAACUGGUAAUGCUGAACCUGGUGAAAUUGACAUGCUUUGGGAACUGAGUAAGCAAAUUGAAGGUCAUACAAUCUGUGCCUUGGGUGAUGGUGCAGCUUGGCCAGUGCAGGGCUUGAUUAGACAUUUCCGACCAGAGUUAGAAUCUAGAAUGAAGAAGUUCAAGGAACAACAACCUGCUGCUGCAAGUAACUAACUAUUUAUUGUCAGCACAAAUUAACUAUUCUCCAGGAUGCUGACGUUUAUUGUGUGUAGUAUAGUGUUGAGACUAUGCUUGAAAUGAAUGAAGCACACAGUUAAUUUAUUCCUGUCUUGUAAAAAAUGCUCUUUCAUGUUUUAUUGUGUAAAAUAUAAAAUUGUCACAAAAUAGUGGUGAAUUUUUGUGUGAACUGCUUGGCAGCAAGUAGCAUGUAAGUUCUCAAGUUAUUUGUUUAUAGGACUGUUGUAACUGUAUCGUUAAAUAUAAGUUAGUAAGGCCCAAAUCUCUCAAGAACAAAGCUAUGUUCAUUGUCUUUUCCCAUAUGAGUGUUAUGCAGACUAAUGUGAACAAAUACAGGGGAUAUUUCUUUAGACUA
Messenger RNA from Schistocerca nitens (vagrant locust), 1909 nucleotides. RefSeq names its product NADH dehydrogenase [ubiquinone] flavoprotein 1, mitochondrial (gene ND-51). Gene Ontology annotation, molecular function: NADH dehydrogenase (ubiquinone) activity; NAD binding; FMN binding. NCBI's taxonomy places the organism in Eukaryota, Metazoa, Arthropoda, Insecta, Orthoptera, Acrididae. The coding region runs from base 106 to 1530 and encodes 474 amino acids. The record is from RefSeq and is a predicted model, not a curated record. The transcript has 9 exons. Gene Ontology annotation, biological process: mitochondrial electron transport, NADH to ubiquinone.